CCAUCCGUUUUUGAUUUCGUCGGAAGGGCCGAUUUAGUGGGGACAAAGAUGCUUCAAAUCCGACUAAGCAAGGGCCCGUCCGCCGACGCCGGCGGCUCCGUGAAGCCCUUGCCAGUGGAGACGGUAACGGUGGCGUGCCCCGACCACCUCGUUCUCGCAGACCUUCCCGUUGCCAAGAGCAUUGGUGCCGCUACGUCCUCCUCGCUCGUUAAGACCGUCGGUCGUAGGUCCCGUCGCCAGCUCGGCGAGCGAGUCCACUUCUGCGUUCGCUGCGAUUUUCCAAUAGCGAUCUACGGCCGCUUGAGUCCUUGUGAGCAUGCCUUCUGCCUGGAUUGUGCAAGGAGUGAUUCAAUUUGCUAUCUUUGUGAUGAGCGUAUACAGAAGAUUCAGACAAUCAAGAUGAUGGAGGGGAUCCUCAUCUGUGCAGCCCCUCAUUGUCUUAAGUCUUUUCUGAAGAAGAUUGAAUUUGAAUCUCAUAUCCAUGAGAGCCAUGCUGAUCUUUUGCAGCCUAAUGCAGAGAAGGAAGAUGGUAAAGAAUCAGAGGUUCUGAGUGCUAAACAACCUACAGGUUCAGAUACUACCGUUCGAGGUCCUCCAAGGCCUGUCAUUUCUCCUGGUUCAAAUCCUCAACCCUAUGAUACUGAAGACAAAGCUCGUCGGCAGCAGUCUAGAGAACAACUGCCUCCAAGGCCAAUGAUGCAGCCAAAGGGGGCACCGGUAUUUGGUCAAGUUCAGAAUCUUCCAUCAGAGUCCCAACCAGACAAUAACCUUCCCCCUGGCUUUGACAGGCCUGGCCCUCACAACCACUUCCAACAAGGCUUUGACAGGCAGGGCACCCCGCAACCAGAAUCUAGCCAGUUUUCAGACAAGCAGCAGGGAGUAUUAGCUGAAAACCAGUUUUCUGAAUACCCGCCAAUGCAUUCCAUGCAACCACCUAAUUUUGUUAUGCCAAUGAAUUCAAACCCUAUGUUGGCUCCAUAUGGUGUUCCUCCAUUUCCAGCUGAUGGAGCUCAACCAUUUUAUGGUGCUCCCUAUGAGAUGGCUCGGCCGAGUUCAGCACCAGAUGUUGGUUCUGAGCAGGGGUCAUUAUUGGGUUUCCCACCAGGCCCAGUUGGGGGCAUAAAUUACCCAACAGGUUAUCCUCAGCCCUGGAAUGGCGGGCACCCUGGGGCACCAUUUGAAGCCCCGCCAGGUGGCCACAUGAUGGGCGAUGCUUUUGCCAAUUAUCAAGGUGAUUAUGGGCGAAAUCCAGGAGGUUUACCAAUGAUUCCUCCCCCGCAGUCAGCCAACAAAGGGAUGGAAGCAAUGCAGGGUAGUAAUUCCAUGGACCCUAGGGAUGGCAAAGGUAUACUGGCACCACAGCCCAUGCAAGUUCCACCACCACCUCCACCACUUCCACAUCAUAUGCCACAACUUAAACGAGGCAAGUUCCACUCCAGUGAUAUGGGUCGUGAUGGACAAGGUUUUGGGUGGCAGCAUGAGAACCGUGAUGGCUUUGGAAGUAGCCAGGACUAGAAAUUGCUUGUUUUUGGGCAGUUAACAUGUGAUAUACUCUUCUUUGGGGGUCUUUAUUAAGCUGUGAUGGGCUGUCCCCCAUUUCUUAAUUUCUUAACAGCAUUCUGCUCCCUUUGAAAUGCUUUAGAUUUAAUUUGCAAAAUCACUAUUUGCGCCUAUGUUCUUCAAUGGAAAUUUUCUCGUUAAAA
Molecule: messenger RNA, 1703 nt
Organism: Theobroma umbraticum
Lineage: Eukaryota; Viridiplantae; Streptophyta; Magnoliopsida; Malvales; Malvaceae
Product: RING/U-box superfamily protein
Biological process (GO): regulation of cell adhesion; protein ubiquitination
Molecular function (GO): ubiquitin protein ligase activity
Source: RefSeq, a predicted model, not a curated record